Molecule: messenger RNA, 1269 nt
Organism: Mytilus californianus (California mussel)
Lineage: Eukaryota; Metazoa; Mollusca; Bivalvia; Mytilida; Mytilidae
Exons: 6
Coding region: 114-1130 (338 amino acids)
Source: RefSeq, a predicted model, not a curated record
UGUAAGUCAGAUUUAUUACCUUAGAAUUCUAAUUGACAUCAUAUUCAAAGGAAAGUUAAUUGAAUCAUUAGUAUAAAUGUAAAGAGGAUUUAAUUCAGAAUUGAUCUGCCAUCAUGUUCCUUGUAAGCUUGAUUAUUUAUACUUUGUUGCAAACCGGCAUUGGUCAGAUACUUCCAGGUACCGUUCCAUCACUCCCUAACCCCACUUUGGAAGGAUGUCAGAAGGAGGCUGAAGGUGCAAACAUCACUAGCAAUUAUACCUCAAUUUAUGCCAAAGUUAUAGAUAAAUGGUGCGGAACCUAUGAUGAAGUUUUACCAUGUGUUGAUUUGUCAUUACCCUAUACUCGACUGGCGGAUGUUAAUGACUGGUACCUUAGUAUGAUGUUUGAUAUGGAUAUUGCUAACAACAUUUCAGAUGCUAUGUGUUCAAAGUUUAAAGAUUAUGCAGAUGAUAUGGAAUGUAUUGACCGCAGCAGACGAGCAAGUUCAUUCUGUACACAAUACCAGACGAAACAUCUAUCCACAGUAAUACUACAGUUAUACUAUACAAACUCAACGGAAAAUCCGUAUGCAGACGUAAAUGCGUGCUUGUAUGCUAAUCACACAGCAACUUGCAUGACAAGACACAUGAAAUAUUGUUCAAGACCAGUUAGAAAAUUAAUCAAUCAGUACUAUCGUUUGUUAAAUGGAAAAUGUAAACAAAUUCUGUAUGAAAAUCAACUAGAGCAUAGAAACAAAACUACUACUGCAAAACCUACUGUGAGGAAACAAAGUUUCGCAGAUAAGGUGAACAAAAUACUUAAGAUGAAGGAGGAAGCAAAGAUUAAACCCGGAAAUUUCAAGGAAACGAUGACGAAUUUAUUCAGGCAAAUUGAUCCAGAGAUAGCAACAGGAAAUUCAACACUUCUUCAAACUGAUUCGAGCCUUGCGAAGGAGACAAGUGGCAAUACAACAAGCGAUGUAAAUACGGUAAAUAAGAUAAAUGCAGGGAACCAGACAAUGGAACUAUCUUCCAAUUCAACGAUUGAAGAACCUUUGAUUCCAAAAAAGAAAAAGCCAAAAGUUAGCAAGAAAGAGAAGAUAAAAGCAGAGAUAAAGAGGUUACUGCAGUUUGUUCUUAGUAACGCCUGAUUGAAAUAUACAGAAAACACCAUUUCAUACUGUUAUAAGAGCUUGUGAGCAAAAAUCCAGUUAUAGCAGUUUAAAUUAUAGGACAUACAGAGUACAUUUCACCUGAUAAUUUUUUGAUAUAAUAAAUAUGAUAAAAUGA